This is a messenger RNA of Polyodon spathula (Mississippi paddlefish), 792 nucleotides long. Its product is annotated as DNA-directed RNA polymerases I, II, and III subunit RPABC4. Gene Ontology annotation, biological process: DNA-templated transcription. Gene Ontology annotation, molecular function: DNA-directed RNA polymerase activity; DNA binding; zinc ion binding. Bases 199 to 375 code for a protein of 58 amino acids. Lineage: Eukaryota; Metazoa; Chordata; Actinopteri; Acipenseriformes; Polyodontidae. The transcript is spliced from 4 exons. The record is from RefSeq and is a predicted model, not a curated record. Gene Ontology annotation, cellular component: RNA polymerase I complex; RNA polymerase III complex; RNA polymerase II, core complex.
AUCCCUUUCGUAAAAGAGAGUUGGUAAUAUGAUAGCCCCGGCACUGCUGUUUGGUCACUCGAUCUGUUGUUUACUUCGUGCGAAACUGUGGACUCAACAGAUAUAGUACAAACACAUUACUGUGCUCAAAAGUACCUGAACAUGAAAGCAGAUUUAUGAAGCAACAAAUGACUGUACUGCUGUUUUAGGACUGUCAAGAUGGAUCCACAAAAGGACGUGCAGCCACCCAAACAGCAGCCUAUGAUCUACAUAUGUGGGGAAUGUCACACUGAAAAUGAAAUUAAAGCCAGAGAUCCAAUCCGAUGCAGAGAAUGUGGUUACAGGAUAAUGUACAAGAAGAGAACAAAAAGAUUGGUUGUCUUUGAUGCUCGCUGAAUUCCGAAGUCUGAUGUUUCCUUCUAAUAGAAGGUUAAUCUGUUUUCACCUUUUCCUGUUUAAUUCAGUUUUAGUUUGAACAUCGUCCUGUUGCAUCAUUACUUUCCAUAAGAAAAAUGUAAAUUAUUGCUUAAGUUUGUAAUAAAAAAACAACAUGAGUGGUAUAAAGUGUGUUUUGUGCUGGAAUUGUUGUAUAUCAUCUUUAAAUCAAUGGAAGGGGUUAGUGCAAAAAAGUGCCUCACUUUUAUGUGAACAUAAUUCUAACCCAUUUGGCUACAUAACCCUGAAUUGACCAUUACUGUCUUGAACUCUGCUUAAACAAGUAUAGAUCUGCUUCAACUUGAAAUAUAGUUGAGGGUCAGCACAUCUGAUAGGUACACAAUAAACAUUUGGAUAUGGGCUACAUGCUUCUGUUGU